AAAAAUCUCUCUCUGUCUGGCAUAGUCAUUUCCACGACUAGCUCAUCUCCCAGCUCCCAUAGUCCCAUAUAUAUUCUACUUAGCUUCCCCUUUUCACUUACUUUCCGUUCAAACUACCAUCCCCAGAAAAUCUGAUCACUUCUCUCUUUUCUUCCCUUUCCCUGCGUUUCUUUUACUGUCUGACCAGUCACUCCUACUCUCGCUGCAUUUAAUUACUUCAUCACCGCUUUAAACUUUUACUUUCAUCCUCCCUCCUCAGCCCUAGCGAAUGCUACGUAGGGAAAGCCUAGCUAUAUAUCUCCCACCUGAUCCGUCUCUCGAAACUAAAGCAUAUCAUGAGGCACUCAUGAUAUAAUCACGCUUUUAGUCUCCUUCAUUCCAUUCUCCUCUUCCUUCUCCUACCCUUUUCUGUUUCAUGCCAUUUCUGAUCUUCUAUAUCCUUUUCACAUCAUUUAUUAAACUCUGCUCCUUUAUUCUUUGCCAUUUUCUUGUCUAUUUAACCACCGCAUGCGUCUGGCGUGGUGUGUGUAACUGAGCCCAGAUCUUUAGGUCCCCCAUGUUCACUCCCUCGCAGCCCCACCCCGUAAUGCGAAGCUUAACACCUUUCCCGGAGCUUUCCUUGAACAUCAGUCCUCCGGAUUGUGAAGCGAAAAGAGUGGAGAAUUACACCAAGGGAUUCGCUGCCAAAAUGCCUCACAGCGAUAUGUGCUCCACCUCCGAUUCUGGAAGCAGUGAGAGUGAUUUAAGCCAUGAAAAUGCCUUUUCGCACCUUGGCUAUCGUGAGCCUAUUACUUUGAGCUUAGGUUUUAAAAUAGCAGAUUUGAAUCCCCUUCCCCUCCCGAGAAACGCGAAUCAUCAUUUUCGCAACCCCCAACCUCAAAUCUAUGUUCGAGACUUUAAACGAAACACCAGAGUCGUCUGUGGUGUGAAAAGGAGCAUCAGAGCUCCUAGAAUGCGAUGGACUACAAGCCUCCAUGCCCAUUUUGUUCAUGCUGUCCAGCUGCUUGGCGGCCAUGAAAGGGCAACUCCAAAGUCAGUGUUAGAGUUGAUGAAUGUAAAAGAUUUAACCCUAGCACACGUCAAGAGUCACUUACAGAUGUAUAGAACAGUGAAGAGCACUUCCAAAUGUACAGGUCAUGGCCUCACUGAUAUGGCCGGCUUAGCUGUUGUUGAUGAGCAUGGUGCCUCAGCUUGUGAAAGAACACAUCUGUCUCUGCCGCUUCAAAAAUCUCACAGCAACAAGGAAUCAUGGCAAUCAUCAACGGGGACAAGGACAAACGAUAGUAGACAAAAACCAGGAACAAGCUUGACGCAUUCUCAAGUGAAGGAGAAAGAAACCAUGGUGGUUGGAGGGUCCUUGUCAGAUUCAGAUAAGACGCUUAACCUAGAAUUCACCCUUGGAAGACCCAGUUGGAACACAGACCAGCCUCAAUCAUCAAGCGACUUAGCUCUUCUCAACUGUUAAACUUACACUCUGCCCUUUCCCUGUCACCAACACUUUUGAUGCCGAAAGCUGAACUGUUUAUUGUGGAUGUGAAUGAUUUGGUUCCCAUUGAUGUGUGUCUUUGUGAGUUUUGUCUGCAAAAAAGAGAGAGGAAUGGGAUAAAUCCUUCCUAACAGACAUUUGCUUCAGUCCAAGAAUUACGUGAUCCUUCCCUUUCAUGUCGUCGUCAAAUGAAGGGAAGAUUGAGGGAAAGUAACGUGAUUUUUAAUUUGCACU
This is a messenger RNA of Prosopis cineraria, 1720 nucleotides long. RefSeq names its product probable transcription factor KAN4. The coding region runs from base 557 to 1465 and encodes 302 amino acids. Gene Ontology annotation, cellular component: nucleus. The record is from RefSeq and is a predicted model, not a curated record. Lineage: Eukaryota; Viridiplantae; Streptophyta; Magnoliopsida; Fabales; Fabaceae. Gene Ontology annotation, molecular function: transcription cis-regulatory region binding. The transcript is spliced from 6 exons. Gene Ontology annotation, biological process: abaxial cell fate specification; regulation of DNA-templated transcription.